Messenger RNA from Hippopotamus amphibius kiboko, 5061 nucleotides. It is a transcript of the gene MNT, whose product is annotated as MAX network transcriptional repressor. The record is from RefSeq and is a predicted model, not a curated record. NCBI's taxonomy places the organism in Eukaryota, Metazoa, Chordata, Mammalia, Artiodactyla, Hippopotamidae. The coding region runs from base 365 to 2209 and encodes 614 amino acids. Gene Ontology annotation, molecular function: RNA polymerase II cis-regulatory region sequence-specific DNA binding; DNA-binding transcription factor activity, RNA polymerase II-specific; protein dimerization activity. Gene Ontology annotation, biological process: regulation of transcription by RNA polymerase II. The transcript is spliced from 7 exons.
UCCUCGCCAUCUUGUUGCAAAGCCUUUUCUUGUCGGCGGGACUCCUGGGGGCCGCGGGGCGGGAGGCAUCAGAAGGGAGGAAGAGAGGGAGGGGAAGGAGGGAGGCAGUGCCGCCUUUUUUUUUUUUUUUUUUGCAUCAGUUUUUUUUUUUUAAAUUCGCAAAUUACAUUUUGCAAACAUUUGGGGAGACAUUGAUUUUUCGCCCCGUGCUCCCCCCGUUCUUCCCUGUGGAGUGCGCUGCGCCGCCCAGUCCUGUCGCCCCCCGGAGGUGAUCCCUCCCUCCUGCCUGCCCGCCAGCCUGACCUGUGCCCGGCUCGCGGGCCGCAGUCUCGGCCCCGGCGCGCCCCCGGCGGCUCUCAGCGCGAUGAGCAUAGAGACGCUACUGGAGGCGGCCCGCUUCCUGGAAUGGCAAGCGCAGCAACAACAGAGAGCACGUGAGGAACAGGAGCGGCUUCGCUUGGAGCGGGAGCGGGAGCAGGAGCAGAAGAAGGCCAGCAGCUUGGCCAGGCUGGCCCAUGUGCUGCCGGUGGAGGAGCCCCGCAUCGAGGCACCCCCCUUGCCUCUGUCGCCACCAGCACCCCCACCAGCACCCCCGCCAGCCCUUGCCACCCCCACCCCACUGACUGUCAUUCCUAUUCCUGUAGUGACCAACUCCCCUCAGCCUCUGCCCCCGCCCCCACCACUACCCCCCACAGCCCAGCCUCUACCCCUGGCACCUCGCCAGCCAGCCUUGGUUAGUCCCCCUGGGCUCAGCAUUAAGGAGUCUGCCCCCCUUCCCACCAGGCCGCAGGUGCCCACUCCUGCCCCUCUACUGCCGGACUCCAAGACCACUGUUCCGCCCACUGGCAGCCCCAAGCCUCUGCAGCCCCUCCCCACACCCAUCCUGACCAUCGCACCACACCCUGGAGUCCAGCCCCAGCUGGCCCCCCAGCAGCCACCCCCAUCCACUCUUGGGACCCUGAAGCUGGCACCCGCUGAAGAAGUCAAAUCCAGCGAGCAGAAGAAGAGGCCUGGGGGAAUCGGAACCAGAGAGGUCCACAACAAGCUGGAGAAGAACAGGAGGGCCCAUCUGAAGGAGUGCUUUGAGACCCUGAAGCGCAACAUCCCCAACGUGGACGACAAGAAGACAUCGAAUCUGAGCGUGUUGCGGACGGCGCUGCGGUACAUUCAGAUGCUGGGCCUCCCUAGGCAGAGCUGUGGACCAGGAGGCAGGUGUGUUCUCCAACAGCCCCCGUCAGACUGGGCCUCUGGAGGUCAGUCCCUGAAGAGGAAGGAGAAAGAAUACGAGCAUGAGAUGGAGCGACUGGCUCGGGAGAAGAUUGCCACGCAGCAGCGGCUGGCGGAGCUCAGGCACGAGCUGAGCCAGUGGAUGGACGCGCUGGAGAUUGACCGCGUGCUGCGGCAGACGGGCCAGCCCGAGGACGACCAGGCCUCCACCUCCACUGCUUCCGAGGGUGAGGACAACAUAGACGAGGAUAUGGAGGAGGACCAGGCCGGCCUGGGCCCACCUAAGCUGAGCCAUCGCCCCCACCCGGAGCUGCCGAAGCCACCACCCAGCACCGCCCCUGCACCUCUGCCUCCCCACCCACACCCCCACUCCCAGCCCGUGGCCCUGUCUCCUGCCCACCUCCCUGGGCAGCAGCCGCCGCCACAGCAGAAGACGCCUCUGCCGGCCCCGCCUCCCCCGCCAGCUGCCCCAGCCCAAACGCUGGUGCCCGCUCCGGCCCACCUGGUGGCCGCGGCUGGGGGAGGCUCCACGGUCAUCGCCCACACCGCCACCACCCACGCCUCAGUCAUCCAGACUGUGAACCAUGUUCUCCAGGGGCCGGGUGGCAAGCACAUCGCCCACAUCGCCCCCUCGGCCCCCAGCCCCGCUGUGCAGCUGACACCUGCCACACCCCCCAUUGGCCACAUCACCGUGCACCCCGCCACCCUCAACCACGUGGCCCACCUUGGCUCCCAGCUGCCCCUGUACCCGCAGCCCGUGGCGGUGAGCCAGCCCGUGGCGGUGAGCCACAUCACCCACACCCUCUCACACCAGCAAGUGAAUGGCACAGCCGGGCUGGGGCCCCCAGCUACGGUCAUGGCCAAGCCAGCCGUGGGGGCUCAGGUGGUGCACCACCCCCAGCUGGUGGGCCAGACAGUGCUCAACCCUGUGACCAUGGUCACCAUGCCCUCCUUCCCAGUCAGCACGCUCAAGCUGGCUUGAGGAUGAGGCCACUCAGAGGCCCCCAGUGGGGGCAGGGAGGGAGACCUGUCCCCCACUCUCCCACCCACCAGCUCCACACAUUCCAGCCAGGCCCAGGCCCGCCCCACCCAUACCCACCCCCAGGCCUCCUAGGGGAAGGGGGUGCAGAGACUCUGAGCCAGGGGAGGGAGGGGCCUCCCCAGGGAGCUGGGCACGGGGCAGGGGGUUACCCCACUGCACUAGGACUUGACAAAGUGACGAGAGGCACUCUGGCAGAUGCGCCGCCUGUCCGGCCUGGUGCCAGCUCCAGUGCCAUCCCUGCCCCCCACCCAUCCCCUGAAGCCAGUGCCAUGUGGACGUCGUGUUCUCCCGCUCUCCCUGCCCUGCCCGCCUUCCUGUGCUGCUGCUGCUGCUAUCGCUGUGUCUGGUGAGGUGGCUGAGCGCCCGGGCCCGCACCUCUCAAGCCUCAGCCUUCUCUUCCCAGGGUUCUGGAGGGGAAAGGCGGGGCGCAGAACUGAAGCAACUGGGCCCAGAAAGCCAGGGACUGGGGGGGGGGGGGGCUGCUCUGAGUACAGGUGUGGCUCGUGUGGGGUCCUGCAGACUCCAGACAGGUGGGUGCCCCAGCCUGGAGUUCUCCAGCCUACUUGUAGUCUUUGUGACUCGUCACAGCAGACUAGUUAAGACAAUUCUCUACCAAUAGUAAACCAAACCCAAGCCCUUGCCAAGCUUCCCAAGCCCCCCAACCCUUUCCACUGGGCUCCUGACUUCAGGAGGGCAGGCUGAGGGUGGGGGCGGAGAAGGAGGGGCUUGGCUGUUUCCUCCUGCCCCCGCUUGACCUCUAGCCGGGUCUGGACUGAGAGGAGGGUGCUCUGGACCCUGUCCCCAUCCCUGGACUUGACUCUUGGCUUCCAGAGAGUAGAGAGGAGGCCUGGCCUCUGCUCGGUGCUGUGCACUCCCUGGAGGGAUGAGUACACCUGGAUGCCUCCUUGCUGCCUGGGAGACGGACCAGCGACUGGUCUGGAUUCCAGGAGCCUGAAGCCACUCUUGAGGUAAUCAGGAAUUUAAAAUCCAGGGUCUUGGCCCUGGGGACCUGCGAGGAGGGAGCAUGGCCCGACCACGGAGGCCUGUGGCUUCUGUCCCAACUUCUGUGUGUCUGGCACCAUCUUUUUUUCCUCUGAACAUCCCCCUGUCUCCAGUGGGCUGUUCUGAGCCUGCUCUCCCUAGUGGGGGCUGCUGUGUGCCACCGCCUUCCUGUGAGGAAAGGUCCUCCGUUGGACCAAGGGCAGGGUUGCGCUUGGGGUGGGGAGGAGCGAGGGGGCCUGUGUGUAGGGGACGUGGCUUUCCCUGCCUUUGCCUCAGCAGACCGCUUUGGCUUCUCUUUUUAUGUGGGUAUUUAUUACACGUGGCCUUGUGUCAGGUACACUCAGUUGCACAUGUGCACACUCGGCUCCCCACCUGGACACGCUCACCAAUGGCCUUUCAGAGAGUGUGUGUGGAGGGGGAAGGCCGUGUUCCUGGGGGUGAAGUUUGCAGUGAUAGGCUGGGGGUGGGGGGGGUGGGGAGUGUCCUGUGGGACGCUGAGGAGGCUGGCAAAGGUCUUGAACAGAUCGCGCCACCUAAGAACUCCCUUUCAGUUCCUUUCUGGUCCUGGAGACCUCCCUGGGGACUGUUUUCUUGUCUUCUGGGGUACGGAAAGGGAAGGCCUGUGGACACGUUAGAGGCUUCUAGGAGGGCACGCUGCCCCCCGCCCCGAAAGGCAGCUCUCACCUCACAAGCUUGCCGCCUUUCUGCGCCUGCAGCCAACACCACUACCACCCUGUUUUGGGGGGAGCUGGUCUCACUCUGCCUGGUGUGAUUAUGUUGGAAAGAGCAGAGGGAGAAGGGCAGGCCUGGCCCCCAGGAACAGUCAGAGAAGCACUGGCGAGCCACCCUCCUCUCAGCUCUGCUCACCUUGAAACUGUCCUGUUAGCCAGUCGCCCCUCGGGCCUGCACAGAUACCUCAUCCGCCCGCUGCCCCUGCCCCUCCCCACCCCCACGACAGCAGUGGGGGCCUCGGAAUCUAGUGCCGAAUGACUAUGUCCAGAUUGGUGACGAUGGGUGUUGUUGCUGUUGUUUUUGUUGUUGUUCGUGAACGCUGUGACGCUGUGUGCCCGAGAGGGCAGCUGCCACCCAGCCCUUCCUUGGGCAUCUCCCCUCUGAGAGCUGUCAGGACCACAUCUGUCCUCGCCCCGUGGGACCGCCUGCCCCUCCCCUCCCUAGCCCUUCCAGCCUGGGGGACGUGUGUGCGUGCAGACGCGUGUACACACACACACACACACACACACACACACACACAUACACACACACACAUCUUACCUCUCAUGUGUGUUUUACUUUUUGAUGUUCAGAGUGGCUCACUGGCUGGGAGUCUUUACCUCGGGGAGAGGGGGAGGUUGGUUCCUUGGGGGGCCAAAGAAGGGCAGGGAAUUCCUGGAAGGGAAUCAGGGGUCAUCAUAACCCCUGCCCUCUCCAGGAACAGCUUCUUCCCCCACCAUCCCAGAGCCCCACCCCCAUCCCCCAAAGAGGUGGCCCUUGUUUACAGUGAGGACUUGGUCACUGUGUCUCCGUUUCCUGAAAUAUAAAUCGUAGCGACCCCAGACUGUAGAGAUUUUUAUGUGUUUGGAUACAUCUGUGUUGGAAAAAACAAACAAAAAAAACCUACAAAAACCCUAAUUUUGUACAUAUUGUAUUUUUACUAUUGAACUGUAUUCUAGUGGCUGUUCAUGCUCCAAGACGUUAGGUAUUGAGACAUGAAUACUAUCCAUGUAAUAAGCACUUGCCUGGAAUAAAAUAUAAAAUUGAAAUAAACCUGCACUGAAACCCAAGAUGAAGCU